Molecule: messenger RNA, 1423 nt
Organism: Rhea pennata
Lineage: Eukaryota; Metazoa; Chordata; Aves; Rheiformes; Rheidae
Gene: PCBP3
Product: poly(rC) binding protein 3
Exons: 15
Coding region: 135-1223 (362 amino acids)
Biological process (GO): regulation of gene expression; regulation of RNA metabolic process
Cellular component (GO): nucleus; cytoplasm
Molecular function (GO): mRNA binding
Source: RefSeq, a predicted model, not a curated record
GUCAGCCGCAUCACAAACUUCCUAACGUCACCAAAUGUGCCUCCGAGUUGCUCUGCCCAAGGGACCGGCUCCAAGGGCCCGUGCUGUCUGUUCGUGCUGUGGACUGCAGGUUUUGGCUCCGUGCAGCGCUCAGCAUGCUAUAUUCUGCUGAAACCAGACUUUCCAAGGAAUCACUCUGGAGCUUGAGGCCAGCCUGCAGGGAAAUGGAAUCGAAGGUCUCUGAAGGUGGCCUGAACGUUACCCUCACCAUCCGGCUGCUGAUGCACGGCAAGGAAGUCGGGAGCAUCAUUGGAAAGAAAGGAGAGACCGUGAAAAAGAUGCGUGAGGAGAGUGGAGCAAGAAUCAACAUCUCAGAGGGGAACUGUCCAGAGCGAAUUGUGACCAUCACAGGCCCCACUGAUGCCAUCUUCAAGGCUUUUGCCAUGAUCGCUUACAAAUUUGAGGAGGACAUAACCAAUUCGAUGAGCAACAGCACCGCUACCAGUAAACCUCCGGUAACGCUGAGACUGGUCGUGCCAGCUAGCCAGUGUGGCUCCCUGAUUGGCAAAGGAGGCUCCAAGAUCAAGGAAAUCAGGGAGUCCACAGGUGCUCAGGUUCAAGUGGCGGGGGACAUGCUGCCCAACUCCACAGAGCGGGCGGUGACAAUCUCGGGGACACCCGACGCAAUUAUCCAGUGUGUCAAACAGAUCUGUGUGGUGAUGCUGGAGUCCCCACCAAAAGGUGCCACCAUUCCCUACCGCCCAAAGCCCGCCUCCACCCCUGUCAUUUUUGCAGGUGGUCAGGCCUAUACAAUUCAGGGACAAUACGCUAUUCCACACCCGGAUCAGUUGACCAAGCUCCACCAGUUGGCUAUGCAGCAAACCCCCUUUACUCCCCUUGGACAGACCACCCCCGCUUUCCCUGGAGAAAAGCUGCCCUUACAUUCCUCCGAAGAAGCUCAAAAUCUGAUGGGCCAAUCAUCAGGUUUGGAUGCCAGUCCCCCGGCCAGUACUCAUGAACUCACCAUUCCCAAUGAUCUAAUAGGCUGCAUAAUUGGACGUCAAGGGACCAAAAUAAAUGAAAUUCGACAGAUGUCUGGAGCGCAGAUCAAAAUCGCCAAUGCCACAGAAGGAUCAUCGGAACGCCAAAUUACCAUCACAGGAACCCCUGCAAACAUCAGCCUCGCUCAAUACCUCAUCAACGCCAGGCUGACGUCUGAGGUCACUGGAAUGGGCGCACUCUAAUUUCCACCCACCAUCCUUCAUUCUGCAUCACCCGACCCUCUCAAGCCAAUGACACUCCACCCAGCUUGUACAAUCUGUAUAUUUACCGUCUUCCCUUUAUCUCCAUAGAUACUCUUUUCUUUACUAACAAAUAUAUAUAUAUAUAUAUAAAUACACACAUAUGCACACACUGGAACAUUUCUUUACUGUGCUCCUGGUAC